UAGUAUUUAGUCUUUGGGAUCAAGCUACUAUUCAAUUAGUAUCAACAAUAUUCAAGGUUUUUAUUAUUUUCUCUCUUCUUUUUAUCCAAAAUCUCACAACUUCAACAGAUGCAGAGCUCUUUCCUAUCCUCUUUUCAUCCAAAGCAUAUUGCUUUCCGUUACAAACUUGCUAAGAAAAUGAAGAGGAUAGGAGUCUGGUUAGAUGACAUUGCUGCAGAAAAGAAUAAGUUUCAUUUAACUGAGAUCGUUAGAGAGAGAAGUGGAGUAGUCCCAGACUGGCGACAAACCACCUCAAUCGUUACUCAACCUUUAGUCUAUGGAAGAAACGAAGAUAAGGAUAAAAUUGUAGACUUUUUGGUUGGUGAUGCUUCCGAACAAGAGGACUUAUCCGUCUAUCCAAUUGUUGGGCUAGGUGGACUAGGUAAAACAACACUUGCUCAACUCGUCUUCAAUCAUGACAAGAUAGUCAACCACUUUGAGUUAAAAAUUUGGGUGUGCGUUUCAGAAGAUUUCACUCUAAAAAGAAUGACAAAAGCCAUCAUAGAAGGGGCAACUAAGAAGUCCUGUGAGGAUUUAGAUCUAGAGCUACUUCAAAGAAAACUUCAAGAUCUACUUCGAAGAAAAAGAUACUUGCUUGUUUUGGAUGACGUGUGGAAUGACAAACAAGAGAAUUGGCAAAGAUUGAAAUCUGUAUUGGCUUGUGGAGGAAAAGGCGCUUCAAUUUUGGUCACUACCCGUCUUCCAAAGGUAGCAAAAAUCAUGGGAACAAUACCUCAUCAUGAAUUAUCAAGGCUAUCUGACGAAGAUUGUUGGGAAUUGUUUAAACAACGAGCCUUUGGACCAAAUGAGGUACAACAAAAAGAGCUUGUGAUCGUAGGGAAGGAGAUAAUAAAGAAGUGUGGGGGAUUCCCUCUUGCAGCAAUAGCACUAGGAAGUCUCUUGCGGUUUAAAAGAGAAGAAAAGGAAUGGCUAUAUGUCAAGGAAAGCAAGCUAUGGAAUUUACAAGGUGAAGCUUAUGUCAUGCCUGCCUUGAGAUUAAGUUACUUGCAUUUGCCAGUAAAAUUAAGGCAAUGCUUUUCCUUCUGUGCAUUAUUUCCCAAAGAUGAAAUUAUAAGCAAGCAGCUUUUAAUUGAUCUUUGGACAGCUAACGGCUUCAUUUCUUCCAAUCAAAUGUUGGAAGCAGAUGACAUUGGUAACGAGGUGUGGAAUGAAUUAUAUUGGAGGUCAUUUUUCGAAAAUACAGAGAAUGUGGGAUUUGGCCAAAUUACAAUAUUCAAGAUGCAUGAUCUUGUUCAUGAUCUUGCUGGGUCUGUUACACAAGAUGUAUGUUGCAUUACAGAUGACAACAGUAUGCGUACUAUGUCUGAAGAGACCCGCCACCUUUUAAUUUACAAUCGAAACUCAUUUGCGGAAGCCAAUUCAAUUCAGUUGCACCAUGUCAAAUCAUUGAAAACCUACAUGGAGUUUAAUUUUGAUGUCUAUGAAGCUGGUCAACUUUCACCUCAGGUAUUAAAUUGUUAUUCUUUACGGGUGCUUUUGAGUCAUAGACUAAACAAUUUGUCGUCUUCAAUUGGUCGUCUAAAAUAUCUAAGAUACUUAGAUAUUUCUGAAGGUCGCUUCAAAAAUCUUCCAAAUUCCCUUUGCAAGCUUUGCAAUUUGGAAGUCUUGAAGUUAGACGGUUGUGUGUCUCUGCAAAAGUUGCCUGGUGGUUUGACACGCUUAAAACGUCUGCAAAACUUGUCUUUAAGAGAUUGUGACUCAUUGACAAGCUUGCCCCGUCAGAUAGGGAAAUUGACUUCCCUAAAUACUUUAAGCAAAUAUAUUGUUGGAGAAGAAAGAGGAUUUCUUUUGGAAGAAUUGGGACAGCUUAAUCUUAAAGGGCAGUUACACAUCAAGAACUUAGAGAGACUAAAAAGUGUAACAGAUGCCAAAAAAGCCAAUAUGUCAAGGAAGAAACUGAACCAAUUGUGGCUGUCAUGGGAAAGAAAUGAAGUCUCCCAACUACAAGAAAAUGUUGAGCAAAUUUUGGAAGCACUUCAACCUUAUGCCCAAAAACUCUAUUCAUUUGGUGUGGGAGGAUAUACUGGUGCAUAUUUCCCACAAUGGAUAUCUAUCCCUUCUCUAAACGAUUUAAAAUCUUUAGAGCUUGUGGAUUGCAAGAGUUGUUUAAACCUUCCGGAGUUGUGGAAACUACCUUCUCUAAAGUAUCUAAAAUUAUCCAACAUGAUCCAUGUUAUCUACCUAUUCCACGAGUCAUAUGAUGGAGAAGGUUUAAUGGCUUUGAAAACUCUUUUCUUGGAGAAGUUGCCAAACCUUAUAGGGUUAUCAAGGGAAGAAAGAGUAAUGUUUCCGCGUCUUAAAGCACUUGAAAUCACUGAAUGUCCUAAUUUGUUGGGCUUGCCCUGUCUUCCGUCUCUUAGUGAUUUGUAUAUUCAAGGGAAAUACAAUCAACAAUUACCAAGUUCAAUUCAUAAACUUGGCAGUCUUGAAUCCCUACAUUUCUCUGAUAAUGAAGAGUUAAUUUACUUUCCAGAUGGAAUCCUAAGAAACCUUGCUUCUCCUUUAAAGACACUUGGUUUUCAUCGACAUUCCAAACUUAAGAUGCUUCCAACUGAAAUGAUUCACAUUCAUGCUCUCCAGCAACUGUAUAUUAACGACUGCAGAAACAUCGAGGAAUUGCCAAAUGAAGUAAUGCAAAGACUGCAUUCUCUCAAGGAGUUGGAUAUUGUCGGGUGCGAUAAGUUGAAAUUGUCAUCCGAUUUUCAGUAUCUAACUUGUCUUGAGACAUUGGCCAUUGGAAGUUGUUCGGAAGUGGAAGGUUUCCAUGAGGCUCUACAACAUAUGACUACUCUGAAAUCCUUAACAUUGUCAGAUCUUCCAAACCUAGAAUAUUUGCCUGAAUGCAUCGGAAACCUUACCUUGCUUCACGAAAUAAAUAUUUACAGCUGUCCCAAAUUGGCUUGUCUUCCUACAAGCAUCCAGCAAAUUAGUGGUCUGGAAAUAUUGAGUAUUCAUGAUUGCUCCAAAUUAGAGAAGAGGUGCCAGAAGGAAAUAGGCGAGGACUGGCCAAAAAUAGUUCAUGUUCAGUAUAUUGAGAUAGAAAAUGACAAUCUAAUACACGGUGGACAUGGUGGUUCUUAUUUUGAGGCUGAUACAGGUUUCCUAUGGCAUUCUUUAUAGUUGGCGACAUAUUUGAAGUUGUUAACAUGUGGAUCGCUACAUUUUAUCAGGUCCUCAAGUUGUUUUCCCACUUUGAUAGAGAAAUAUGCAAGGCCAAGUAGUAGCAUAUUAACCAUAUAUUAUCCACAGAGAAAAAUUAGAAUGGGAGGAGGUACAAUCUAGUUAGAGAAAGCUUCUUGCUACAUCAAAUGCUUAUUUUUGAAGAACAGGAUCAGUAUUCAGUGGUAGCUUUCCUCCAUAAUG
Medicago truncatula (barrel medic) is the source of this 3423-nucleotide messenger RNA. RefSeq names its product putative disease resistance protein RGA1. Gene Ontology annotation, molecular function: ADP binding. The transcript has 3 exons. Lineage: Eukaryota; Viridiplantae; Streptophyta; Magnoliopsida; Fabales; Fabaceae. The coding region runs from base 109 to 3180 and encodes 1023 amino acids. The record is from RefSeq and is a predicted model, not a curated record.